UAAUAGUGAGAGUAUCCAUGGCCAGAGUUCACGUGUCCUUUCUAGGCUUAUCCCUUUCCUGCAUACUAGCUUUCUUCUUCUUCUCUAAGCUCUGUUUUUGCUUCAAUCCAAAACACCUAAACUUUUCAACAAUUACAACCCAUUGGUCUUCUGCUGGAGCUACCUGGUAUGGCAGCCCUGAUGGCUAUGGAAGCGAUGGAGGGGCUUGUGGGUACGGCAAUACGGUAUCACUACCUCCAUUCUCUUCCAUGGUUACGGGAAUAGGCCCAUCUCUGUACAACUCAGGCAAAGAAUGUGGUGCCUGUUAUCAGGUCAAAUGCACCAAACACCAGUCUUGCUCCGGCAAACCGGUGAGGGUGGUGAUAACUGAUUUUUGCCCCGGAGGUCCUUGUGCAUCGGAUACCGCACAUUUUGAUCUCAGUGGGACUGCAUUUGGUGCAAUGGCAAUUUCUGGUGAAGAAAACAAACUUCGUGACGCAGGAGUCUUGGAAGUUCUUUUUGCACGUGUGGCAUGUGAUUACUCAGGGAAAGGCGUAGUGUUCCAUGUGGAUCAAGGGUCAAACCCUUACUACUUUGCCAUGGUGGUUGAAUAUGAAGAGGGAGACGGAGAUCUUGCUUGUGUUGAUCUAAAGGAGGCCGGCUCAACAGGGUCUGACAAAUGGCGCACCAUGCAGCAAUCGUGGGGUGCAGUUUGGAAGCUGGACGCUGGGUCAAGGCUACAACCUCCGCUCUCCAUUCGCUUGACCUCCCAAUACUCAGGCCAAACCCUUGUGGCAAAAGAUGUCAUUCCAGAUGGAUGGCAGCCUGGUGCAACCUAUAGAUCAUUAGUUAAUUACCUUUAAACAGGAGUUCGAAUCUUAUCGAUCUCCACCAUUCACUUAUAUUUCAA
This is a messenger RNA of Corylus avellana, 889 nucleotides long. NCBI's taxonomy places the organism in Eukaryota, Viridiplantae, Streptophyta, Magnoliopsida, Fagales, Betulaceae. The record is from RefSeq and is a predicted model, not a curated record.